This is a messenger RNA of Trypanosoma brucei brucei TREU927, 1611 nucleotides long. RefSeq lists its product as hypothetical. Bases 1 to 1611 code for a protein of 536 amino acids. The transcript has a single exon. The record is from RefSeq and is a predicted model, not a curated record. Lineage: Eukaryota; Euglenozoa; Kinetoplastea; Trypanosomatida; Trypanosomatidae.
AUGAAUGCCAAAUCUUCUUGUCUCGUGGGAACAACCAACAGAAGUAACUUUGAAUUUGUCUGCCCUGAAGAGAAUGUGGAUGUCACGCAACUGGGGAAUCCUACGAACGGAACUUUAGCUCCGGCGAACAAUGGCAACGUAAGUUCGGAAGCGGAAGCGAAUGUAGGUAUGAUUGAAAAUGAUUUACCUACGUCUUGGGUGGUGCUUAGUCGUUCAUGUCGAAUUGCUGAUGGGUCUCCGCAUACACCCCAAGAGGGGAGCAGACCUGAUCACCAGGAAGACGAAAAGGGGGAAUCCACACAGCAGGAGAUGGAGCAGCAUGCGGAAAUACAAGAGUGCUCCAUGCGCAGCUCAUUAGAGCAUCGCACAACCACUCUGACCUCGUCCUGGUUCGGGACGUGUAACAGCAGUCUCCACGCGGAUAUCGAGAGGUCGGAGGUGGGACCCACCACGCCGUUCAACCCAUCAUGGCACUCUACCUGCACAGAAAAUAAUACAGUGGAAGCCAGCGACAAUAGUCAGCCCGCUGAUGCCACUUUGUCUUCAAUUGAAGACCUGCGUCGCUCAAACGACAUCUUACGUGCGCUGUUAGCUCAGUCAGACAAGGUCGUUGCUCAAAGUUUGCUCGGAAAGGAAGCCGCUGCACGGGAGUUGGGGGAUAUGCGGAGCACCCUGUCGGCGCUGUUGGCCAAUACGGAAAGCCGCAGUAAUAUCUUCCGUGGACCUCGUAGUCGUCGGCUCCAUCAGCCUGCGGUACCGGAACAGUCAGAACCACCCAAUGAAAAUCAACCGUUUCAUUUGUUUGGUUGGCUUCAACAGUUCCUCUUCGGGGACUCUGAAAGGGAGUCACAAGACUCAGGCUCAUCGCAACGUGAACAGGAGGAUCACACGCACACUGACGAGCAUUUCGAUAUAUUAGAUUCCCCGCUACCACUCAGAGGGGGGUUCAGCUGGAGGAGCCAUUUCGAUACCGCCAGAAGGUGUGCCCAACGUGGUAGGAAUCAAGAGGCGUUUGCGUCACUUCUUCUUGGUAUCACAUCAGAGGACUUCUGCGAAUGGAACCUUCUCCUAGAGGAGAAUGAAAAGUGUAAUUUCCUCUCUGGUCCUCAUCGCCUGCGUUGGGAUUGUAUUAUUGCGGACAAGCUUUGCGAGUUUCUCUGGAGUGAUAAGGUUGUGGAAGUCAACGGUACGCUGCCACAUGAAGAACCUGUUACCCCAAACCCUGAAAGGCCUAAUCCGGUUGCCAUUGCAGAUUUUGUUUUGGGUACGAUUGCACGCCAUUUUGGAAAUGGCAGAACGGAUGGGCAAAUGAGCCAAGAGAUGCCAAGUGCAGGAGCGGAUGGUGGCAGUGAUUCCGAAGACCGAACGCGCAACUCUCUCGGGACUCAGCAGCCAUCGCCACCAUCGCCCGGCCCCCCAUUUAGGACGCUGGAAAACAUUCUGUCCAUCGCUACAUCCAUUUUCCCUUCUGAUGUUUCGCUGCUCUAUGCGCAGGCCUCCUUGUGUGCAGUGUUGGGGCGACAGGAAGAUUCUAUUCGGUUGUUAAACGAGGUUAUCGUCCGUGAGCCAGGGUGUUUGCUGCGCUACGGAGGUUGUGGGGUAAAGCAGUGA